Messenger RNA from Limulus polyphemus (Atlantic horseshoe crab), 798 nucleotides. RefSeq names its product RYamide receptor-like. Gene Ontology annotation, cellular component: membrane. NCBI's taxonomy places the organism in Eukaryota, Metazoa, Arthropoda, Merostomata, Xiphosura, Limulidae. Bases 1 to 798 code for a protein of 265 amino acids. The record is from RefSeq and is a predicted model, not a curated record. Gene Ontology annotation, molecular function: G protein-coupled receptor activity. The transcript has a single exon. Gene Ontology annotation, biological process: G protein-coupled receptor signaling pathway.
AUGAAUCCUACUGUCCCGUCUGUCAAUGUAACUUUGCACUCCCAGGACAACGUGACCAUUUCUCAGCAAGCAGGUAUCGAGAUAUACGAGGUGCCUGUGAGUGUCAUCAGUUUACUCUCUGUAUGCUAUGGUACCGUAUCGCUCUUGGCGGUGCUGGGAAACUUUUGUGUGUUAUGGAUUGUGGCUACUAGCCUCCGGAUGCAAACGGUUACCAACUUUUUCAUCGCGAAUCUGGCUUGUGCGGACAUCAUUAUUGGACUCUUCUCCAUUCCAUUCCAGUUCCAGGCGGCGCUGUUACAGCGAUGGGUCCUACCUGAAUUCAUGUGUGCUUUCUGUCCUUUUGUCCAAACGUUGUCCGUGAAUGUCAGUAUCUUCACGUUGGCGGCCAUCGCUCUCGAUCGGUACCGUGCCGUCAUGUAUCCUCUCAAAGCCCGAACUACGAAACUCAGGGCUAAGUUUGUUAUCCUGGGUAUUUGGGCGUUCGCCGCGACGACCAGUGUACCCUAUGCGUUAGCCCUAAGGGUAACCUACGUGUACGACCCCAUGACGAAGAACUACACCAAACCCUUCUGUGACAAUGUGGGUGUUCCACAGUGGGUGUGGAAAACGUACAACCCCGUACUGGUUUGUUUGCAGUAUUUCUUUCCGUUAUUUGUCAUCAGCUACGCAUACGGAAAAAUGGGUCUGAAACUGAAGGAUGCACGAGCACCUGGAAACGCCGAAGACGUCCGAGACGCGGGGAUUCUUCGCAACAAACGAAAGGUGCGAUAUUCUCAUCUCCGUCAUCUUCUUGAUUAA